CUGCAUCGCUUCAUAAUCCACCUCGCCCUACUUCCCUCACUCCCUCGUGUGCGACUCUCCAUCUCCAGCGUUCUCGUUUUCACAUGGUGGGCCUUGGUCGAUGACACAAGCCUUAUGGCUAGAAAGGCGAGGCAGAGGAUAAGCUAUGUCCUACCGCUCGCGGAUCAAAAGGGCGGGCACCGGUUAGGUGUGAAUGGACUGGCUGUCGACUCCCAGAACUCCAUCUUAUACUCUGGCGGUCGAGACGGCGUCAUCUGCGCCUGGGAUCUGAACCUCGAUCUCACCCAUGCAAGCAUCCCCGACUUCGACACGAAACUCCCCGCCCCCCAACCUUCCUCCGUCCGACAGCAAGUCCAGGCGCAUACGCAUUGGAUCAACGAUGUCGCCCUCGUCCAGUCCAAUCAAGCUCUCGUCUCCGCGUCUUCAGACAUUACCGUCAAGAUAUGGCGACCAGGAGCAGCGGACCGCCUGCCUCCGCAAACCCUCGGCCUCCAUACUGAUUAUGUCAAAGUCCUUGCCGCACCUUCCCAAACCAGCGACUGGAUUGCGAGCGGAGGCUUGGACAGAAAGGUUCAUCUUUGGGACUUGAACGGGGCCGGGCAGAAAGUGGACAUUGCUGUUGGCGAGGAUGAGCCAGGGAGUCUCUCAAGCAAAGAGAAGGGAAGUGUAUAUGCCUUGGCGGCUACGGAAAACAUGAUUGCUAGCGGUGGGCCGGAGAGUACGGUGCGCGUGUGGGACAGUCGGACGGGGAAACGCAUUACAAAACUCGUCGGCCACACGGACAACGUGCGCGACGUUCUAAUCAGCGAAGAUGGAACGACCAUCUUGACGGCAAGCAGUGAUCGUACGGUAAAAGUGUGGAGCACCGUUGCCGGUCGAUGCAUGUUUACACUCACCAUGCAUGACGCCAGCGUGUGGUCGCUGUUCUCCGCCGAUCCAGACCUUUCCGUCUUCUACUCCAGCGACAAGAACGGCCUGAUCGCCAAAACAGAUACUCGAAAUACCAUUGAAUUGGACGAGGGGAUUUCCGUGGCAGUCGCGCAAGAACAUGAGGGCGUGCACAAGGUCGUUGCCGCAGGCGAUUGUAUCUGGACCGCAACGAGCCGGCCAAGCAUCAACCGGUGGCGAGACGUCAAUACGGACGGCGCCGAGAUCGAUGUUCCUGACAAUUACUCAAUGCACCGCGCGAGCGUUGCCUCAGCAAGGGUCCGCGUACCGACCAUUCCCACCACCUCACGGCUACGAAGCAGCAGUAGUGCGAAGAGGAAGAUCCCAUUCAAACACAUGCUGAGAUUGAGCAACACGUCCUUCUGGCCAGCGCCGACCGUGCUCGACAGCGAAAAGCGGUCGAGCUCUAUCCUCGAGCGCCGGACAAGCCCGGUGGAGGUGCAGGAAGUCAUUGAGACGCAAUCUGUGCGAACCAUGCCCGACUACUCCAUCGAGGGGCAGAAUGGCAUUAUCAAGCAUGUCAUGCUCAAUGACAGGAAGAGAGUACUAACGCUUGACACGGCUGGGGAGGUCGUCAUGUGGGAUUUGCUCAAAUGCGUGCCCAUCAAGUCGUUCGGUAAACGAGACCUCGAUACCGUGAAAGACGAAGAAACCACCACGGCGACUGUGGCAAACUGGUGCACUGUCGACACGCGCACCGGAAGUGUUGCUGUGGUGCUGGAAGAGAACACAUGCUUCGAUGCCGAGAUGUACGCGGACGAACUCGACCUGGACGAGGGCGUCGAGUUCCGCGAAGAUCAACGAAUCAACUUUGGCAAAUGGGUGCUGCGCUACCUCUUCUCCAACCUCAUUGCGGAGGAGAUCCGACGAGACGGCGCGUUCCGCAGGCAACUACUGAGUGCACCGGACUACAAGAAGCUGCACCGGGACAACGCGCCGAGAAGUAUACCAUUGCCUUCACUGCAGACUAAUGGCUGGCAUGGAAAUGCAUCCGCCGCCCUCGCCUCCCCCGCCACCCCGCGAGCAGCGGGUCCGAUCGUGAUCCCUCCCACUCCAGGCUUUGGUGUCAUGCCAGCAACCCCGGGACAGAACUUUUUCAGCUCCCCGACACGAUUAGUUGCAAGUCAUAACGCGCUUUCAGCAACGACCGAAGAGCAGGGGGGUGAGCAACAGCCUUCUCGAACGUCUUCGGAGCGACCAACUGGCGAUUAUUUCACCGCUCGUGCGUCUACGAACGGCGUCACCAGUCCGGGUAGUGGCUUGAAGACCCCGAUGACCCCUGGAGAUUCCGCGGUCGACGAAGCAACAACUCCUUCGGCCGACACUGAAACAGCCAAAGGAAAGGAGGCGGGGUUGUUCGGGAAGAAGUUUUCCAUGCGUGGGAUGAGUUUCGGCAGUAUGAAGAAGAUUGGCCGAUUGCAAUCGAGCGACAAGGAGAAGCCGACGGCGGUAGAGGAGAAGGAGGAAGGAGGGGAAUCCGACUCACGAAGCACAAAGACGAGCGAUUCCCGCGUUAUCGACGACAAUUUCUUCGGCAGCGUGCAAAAGAUUCGAUACAGCUACGAAGACUCCAUUCAGCAACAGCUCCAGGCCCAGCAGCAAAGCCAAACACAGCAAGAAAACGGAUUGCCGGUCAGCACGAGCCAGGAAAUCGAUGUGCAGUCCGCCAUCGCGCCCUCCCUACCCGCAGAGACACCAGUUCUCAAACCGCCCCUCAACACGACGAUUCUAAUACAGGAGGAGCGGCCCGAAGCAGGCGGGGUGGCCGAUCUUUUCGAAGGCACCGUAGGCACGACGGGGGUGAUGUGCGAUCUGGUGGAGAAGACGGCACCCAUGUGGCUUGGGGAAGUGCUGCUCCGAAAUCAAGUUCCCGUCAAGGAUGUCGUGAAGAUCUCGUUCAUCCUGGAGCCGCAGGCCGAGAGUGGACUGCCGGGGAUUGCGUCGGAUGGGAACAAUCGCCUGAAUGCGAAUAGAAUGUUGAGGGCGAAGAAGAUUCUGGGAUACAUUGCCGAGCGAAUCGAGGCUCCAUCACCGGUCAAGGAAGCAAGCGCGGAGAAGGAGCAGGAGGCGGAAUCUGUGCUCAAGGAUGGCAUGAAGCCGGAGGAGUAUUUGGAACUCUGGUGCCAGGGUCAGAUGGUCGCCCCGAAAAUGACGCUCGCAAGCAUUCGGUCCCAUCUCUGGCGUGGAGGGGGUGAUGUUGUCCUCUACUACAAGUCGAAUGGCAAGAAAGCCCUGAAACUUGUGCAGCCGGCGGCAACAGCUGCACCGACGGGCACAGUGCUUGCCCCGGCAAAUGCAACCCCGGCAUAGAGUUGGACAUGAUGUUGACCA
Messenger RNA from Neohortaea acidophila, 3279 nucleotides. RefSeq lists its product as uncharacterized. Lineage: Eukaryota; Fungi; Ascomycota; Dothideomycetes; Mycosphaerellales; Teratosphaeriaceae. Gene Ontology annotation, biological process: protein deubiquitination; double-strand break repair via homologous recombination. The record is from RefSeq and is a predicted model, not a curated record. Bases 115 to 3258 code for a protein of 1047 amino acids. The transcript is spliced from 4 exons. Gene Ontology annotation, molecular function: ubiquitin binding.